This is a messenger RNA of Hibiscus syriacus, 691 nucleotides long. Its product is annotated as late embryogenesis abundant protein At1g64065-like. The transcript has a single exon. Bases 62 to 679 code for a protein of 205 amino acids. The record is from RefSeq and is a predicted model, not a curated record. NCBI's taxonomy places the organism in Eukaryota, Viridiplantae, Streptophyta, Magnoliopsida, Malvales, Malvaceae.
UAUUUUCUCAGAUUCAAAAAACCUGCAAAAUUUUCUUCCAGGAAGAAAGAGUUGAAAAUCAAUGGAAUACUAUGCAAGCAGUUCAGCAGCCGUAAACAUUGACCGCAAGCAUCGCCAUAAAUGCAGAAACAUCUGUUUUGCAACGAUGGGUGUUUUAUUAUUCUUUAUAAUCCUCAUCGUGAUCUUAAUUUUCACGGUUUUCAAGCCCAAAAACCCCGUCACAACGAUCAACUCAGUCACCUUAGCCGGCCUGAAGCUUUCCCUGGAUUUGACAAAGUUCCAGGUGUUGUUCAACGCUACCCUGGACGUGGAUCUCUCGAUCAAGAACUCGAACAAAGUGGGGUUCAAGUACGCUGACUCGACCGCUUAUUUGAAUUACAGGGGCCAGAAAGUAGGCGAAGCUGCAAUUCCAGCCGGAACGAUUUCCGCAGAUGACACGGCUACGAUGAUUCUGACGAUGACUGUCAUGGCGGAUCGAUUCAUAUCGGAUUCGAAUUUUUUGGGUGAUGUCUGGGGUGGUGAACUGCCUUUGAACACAUUUGCAGAGGUUUCAGGCAAGGUUAAUGUCUUGAAUCUGUUUAAGAUCCACGUUGUUUCUACAGCUUCAUGCGAUAUUAUUGUCUUUUUGUCAAAUUCAACUGUUGCAGACCAAAACUGCAACUAUAACUAUGAGUUGUAAGUAAUAUUUCCA